Messenger RNA from Acanthocheilonema viteae, 2289 nucleotides. The record is from the annotation of a GenBank genome assembly. Lineage: Eukaryota; Metazoa; Nematoda; Chromadorea; Rhabditida; Onchocercidae.
AUGCAAACUGGAAAUUUGGAUGCAUUAUGUGACAGUCACAGGAGACGAAGUUACAGUCUACCGCAACUUCAUGCUACUGCAUCCGGUAAAGAACACAGGCCCGAAGUAAACCAGAGCCACUUGCCAAAAUAUAAAUGGAGAACAAAUUCAAAGCAAGGAUACGGUGGACGUUAUAGUCUGAACAAAACAAAAUUUAGUGGAAAGGUUCAUAAUGAAAGCAUUCAAGAUCGUGUAAGGAUGCGAAAUCUGUCAUUUCGCGGACAAGGAGAACGAUUCUCACGCCAUGAAAAUUAUACUGUGUAUGAUGAGGUUUAUCAAUGUCUCCUACCGGAGCCGAAUCAACCGUUGGCUGAUACUACGGUACAGCCGUCAGCACCCAUAUCGACUGCCAUUAUGCGUUGUGAAUUAGGUCGAUCAGCUAAUGAUCGUGAUCAGUAUCACUGCAGUUUAUAUCGCCUUCUUCGUGUCAGUGUUAUGGCUAAAUUAAAUCGACUAUGCUUUGGAAGUGUGCGAAAAUCCUCGCAGAAAGUUCUUCUGAUCAAUCGCAGAAAUGAACGUUUCAAAUGGAGUGAUGUAUUAUGGUUACAGCUACAAGCGGUAGUUGCUGGCAGGCAAAUGAAAUUAGAAAGUGAUCAAAUUAAAUCAACUCGUGAACAUGAUCAAUAUCUUAUAGCUGAGCGUGAAAAACGAAAAUUGAUCUUGGAAGAGAUUCGAAAUUUUUGCUUAGACGAUAUAAGUGAGAUAACGUGCUCGCCACCUAUAUCACCAUCUGCAGAAAUUUUAAAUCAGAGAUCACUGAAGGCAGAAUUGAAAGCAGUCAAGGAUAUGUUAGAACGUUAUGAGAAUUUCGUAGCACUGUAUCCUAAUAUGAACAAUAUGGAACGUUCAACAAAUAUGGAUGAAUUGAUCAAAACUAGAAUUCUGAUUCUUUAUGCUUGGUAUAAUAUUACGAUUGAUUUGUAUGAUAGAAUAAGAGAGGUUGGUGUGAUUCUAGGCAUGUAUAAAGAUCGUAAUUCGACUCGACGCAUUUCACUUUCUCCAAAUGUUACAUUAAAUCAUGGUGUUGACGAUAAUCACUCGACUUCAGGACUUUUAUGGCCAUCAUUAGACAGUCCCAUGGAUGUAAAGGAAGUUCCCACAUCGUCACGAAAUUUAAACAAAAAAAGUCAAGCUUCAAGUCCACAAAAUGUGUUGUUAACACGUCAGUCAAAUACAAUCACGUCAGCUGAUUUACCUGCAUUGCUGAAACAACCAUACAACAUAUAUAGUGCUUUUGUUUCACGCAGUUUACGACGUAAAGGUAUGCGAAAAGUAUUGCAACGUUUGGAUAGCGUUUGUUGUAUAACUAUAAAAAAGGCUAUUGCAAUGUUGGAAAAAUCAUCAAUAACUUAUGCAGAAGUGGUGGAAAGUGGGAACAAGCAGCGGUCUGUGGAUUAUACUUUGUUUUCGCUAAAGCAGAAACGAGAUUUGCCACAGAGUUUAACAAAUCAUCAAGAAUUUUUGGCAAUGAAAUUGCCAUCAUUCCAGAAUUUGUUUCUGUUUUUAGUUCGAGUGCCACUUGAUCUUGUUCAUGAAUGGCUAAAAAUGCGUGGGUCUGCACAGCUCCCAUCUGAUUUGUUAACUCUACAGACGGUUAUGGAAGACUGUCACGAUUGCAUUGAGGCUGCAAUUGCUGUGAAGCAUCGAUUUGUAUCAUUGGUACAACUGGCUGGUGUCGAUAACAAAGUACUACUCGGUUGUCUGGUACCGUUUGAGGAUGAGUUAGCCGAGGUUUUCAAGAGUUAUUUAACAUCUAUUCGUGAUUGGGUACAUGGAGAAGUCAGUACUGAAGGAGUGGGUGCCGAAUGGACUGAACGAGUCAUUCAGAACUUAAUUUCACAGUGGACAGUAGCAAGACGUUUUGCCACAAAUGUAAUUUGUGGUGAAAGUGAAACAGUGCAUCGAUUUUGCAUGAUUGCGAGUGAUUUGAUGCGUAAAAUGGUUAAUGAUUAUUUACCGGAAAAAGAAGAUUUGAUGAACGAGUGCAGAAGUACUUUUGAGAAUGCAUCUACUGAUGGUCUUCAGGAAAAUGACGAUUUUUUACUGCGGCGGCAUUUUAAAUCAUUGGUUUGUCAAAUGAAGGAUCGUUCCUUGCGGUCGCUUGCAUUUGCUCGAAUGCUUCUGCGCGAUAUUGAAAUAUGUGCUCUCUAUAAAUUGAAAUCUACUGACAUGCAUAUCUACUUGUCCCAUUUACUUGCUUCUCGUCAUUCGCAAGUGAGCCACAUUGUAUUAUCUAUUUUUGAUGAAUAG